Triticum dicoccoides is the source of this 1631-nucleotide messenger RNA. RefSeq names its product WRKY transcription factor SUSIBA2-like. The record is from RefSeq and is a predicted model, not a curated record. The transcript is spliced from 3 exons. Gene Ontology annotation, molecular function: sequence-specific DNA binding; DNA-binding transcription factor activity. Gene Ontology annotation, biological process: regulation of DNA-templated transcription. The coding region runs from base 120 to 1265 and encodes 381 amino acids. Lineage: Eukaryota; Viridiplantae; Streptophyta; Magnoliopsida; Poales; Poaceae.
AGCAACUAUCUCUUCUUGCUUCAUUCGGUCUCUAGGCGGCUAGCCAUUACGACAACACACCCCAGAUAUAGUUAGUAGUGCUGGCUAGCAAGCAAGGUACUAGCAGCCAGGUGUUGUCCAUGGAGGAGAUGGGGGAGGAGAGCAGCAGGUAUCCAUGGCAGGACUACGACCUGGGCUUCGGGGAGGAGCUCAUGAGGGAGCUCCUCGACCAGACGACGACGGCGCCAACGCCAUCGCCAGCAGCAAUGGCGGCCGGCGCCGCGAGCGCUGAUAACUCUUCUUCUUCCGAUAAGGGGAUCGGUGACGAGGAGGAAGGGGCGGCGGGGCGCCGGGAGUCCAUGGAAAACAGGCUCAUGUCGACGGUCUACUCCGGGCCCACCCUCAGCGACAUCGAGAGCGCCCUCUCCUUCACCGGCGCCGGCGCCGGCGACCCGCUGGACGGCCGCAGCAAGUACCACUACAGCCCCUCCAGCCCAGUGGUUUUCUCGCCGGAGAAGGUGCUGGGCAAGAUGGAGAACAAGUACACGAUGAAGAUCAAGAGCUGCGGCAACGGGCUCGCCGACGAUGGGUACAAGUGGAGGAAAUACGGCCAGAAAGCCAUCAAGAACAGCCCCAACCCAAGGAGUUACUACCGUUGCACGAACCCGCGGUGCAACGCGAAGAAGCAGGUGGAGCGCGCCGUCGACGAGCCGGACACGCUCGUCGUCACCUACGAAGGCCUCCACCUCCACUACACCUACUCCCACUUCCUCCAGCAGCAGACCAACCCUCCACCCGCCGCCGCCGCCGCCGCCUCAAGCUCCAAGAAGCCCAAGCUGCACCCCACCGCCGGCGCCAUUACAGUUACAGACUCCCACCACGGGAGCACCCCUGUGCCAACAACCUCGCCCCCGUCUGCCGCCGUCGUGCCUGCCGGCGCCGGGGACAGCAGCGGCGACAGCGGCGGUAACGUGACAGCCGACGCGGGCUUCCUGCUGGAGCACGCGGUGCCCAACUGCUCGCCGUAUCUCUUCGACGGCGGCUUGCUUAGUGAUGCCGGCGAGGAGCGGCGGAUGCCGAGCGACGCCGGCGGGCUCCUGGAGGACAUGGUGCCGCUGAUGGUCCGGCGGCCGUCGUGCAACUCGCCGGCCACCACCGCCAGCUCGUCGACGACGCUCGGCUCGCCCCCGGCACCGAUGUCCUCGCCUUCUCCCUCCACGUCGUCCGUGUCCUGGACCCCCGCGUCGCCAUACAUCGACAUGGCCAUCCUCUCCAACAUCUUCUAGCCAGUAGCGUAGUGUCAAUUGGUCCGUCACGAUGAUCGAUCGGGAGCAAUUUGGCUCCAGGAAAAUCGGAUUAUCUGUGCUUGUGCAUGCAAGCGUGCAAGAUGCGCGCAGGAAUGGUGUGUGAUUAGUAGUAGUAGUAGUACUAUUAUACUAGCUACAAGUAGUAGCAUCUAGCUAAGAUAGUUGUGGCUUACUCCCAAAAUAAGGAGGAUUUGUAUGUGUGUUGUGUGAGUAUAGUAUGAUCGUUAUUAGUAUAGGUAAGGUACCGGUUGAUGUUGAAUGAAUAAUUGUGUGCAUGAUGUGAGUAAUACUCAUCCUUAUGGUGUGCAUGGGUGGCAGAUGUAUAUGUGAGUGAAGAUGGUGAGA